UCGAGAACGCCGCCAGCAUUAUAUAAAUUUCCCUUCUCUCUAGCGCCUUCAAAACUCAAGCAGAAUCAUCUUCUGGGGAAGAGCAGAGAGCUUUUAAUAGAGAGAGAAAGGGUGAAGAUUGCAGAAUUGCUCUGUUUCUGCGUGCUCUGUUUUUAGAGGUUACGUAGAUAAGGACCGGCAGCUGUGAUGACGUCUUCUCUUAGUAGAGACCUCAUCUUCCUAAUUUUACAGUUUCUUGAUGAAGAAAAGUUGAAAGAAACUGUUCACAAGCUUGAGCAAGAAUCAGGAUUGUUUUUUAAUGUAAAGUACUUUGAGGAACUUAUCUUGAAUGGCAACUGGGAUGAGGUUGAGAAGUAUCUCUCUGGGUUUACUAGAGUGGAUGAUAACCGCUACUCUAUGAAGAUUUUUUUCGAAAUCCGCAAGCAAAAGUAUCUCGAGGCAUUGGAUAAGCAUGAUCGAGCCAAGGCUGUAGAUAUCCUAGCAAAGGAUUUGAAGGUGUUUUCCUCUUUCAAUGAAGACUUAUUCAAGGAAAUUACUCAACUCCUCACAUUGGAUAAUUUCCGGGAAAAUGAUCAACUCUCCAGUUAUAGGGACACAAAGACAGCAAGAACAAUUAUGCUGAUUGAGCUCAAGAAGCUUAUUGAGGCCAAUCCACUUUUCCGUGAUAAAUUGCAACUUCCUAACAUAAAAGGCUCAAGGUUGCGGAUGCUUAUCAACCAAAGCUUGAAUUGGCAGCAUUCCCUUUGUGGAAAUACAAGGCAAAAUCCUGAUAUAAGAACACUCUUUGUGGACCACAAUUGUAGAAAUUCCAAUGAUGCAUAUGCCCAUUUCGCUGCAAGCAAUCAAUUCGUAGGUUCUGCUCCAAAAACUGAAGGUUUCCUUCCAAUAGUUGCAAAUGGGCCAUUCCAACCUACGUCAGCACCAGUACCAGUACAGACUCCUCUGACCACAUGGAUGUCUAAUCCCUCAACUGCAACUCAUCCAGUAGUUUCUAGAGGUGGAUUAAGUUUCAGCAGCCUAAAUGCAGGUAUGGCUGCAAUGUCAAAGGGUCACGGCGAUUCUGAUGCUUCUAGACCAAGGAUAUCUGGAGCUCAAGAUAGGGUAAUGUUGCCAGGAAAUAAUUCUGGUCAAAAUCAUCAUGUCUUGGCUUUUAAUAUAAUUGAUGACUUGCCCAAGACUGUGGCGCGUACAUUAAAUCAGGGUUCUGUUCCCACAAGCAUGGACUUUCAUCCUAUUCAGCAAACUCUACUUCUUGUUGGAACUGGUAUUGGGGACAUUAGCUUGUGGGAAGUUAGUUCUAGGGAGAAGUUGGUCUCCAAAAAUUUUCAGGUAUGGGAUAUUGGAGCGAGUUCAAUGAUACUGAAGGCAUCUAUAAUCAAAGAUCCAUGUGUUGCUGUUAAACGCAUAUUAUGGAGUCCUGAUGGUUCUUUAUUUGGAGUUGCACAUUCCAAACAUAUGGUACAGUUAUACACCUAUUACGGUGGACAAGAUAUCAGGCAUCAUUUGGAGAUUGAUGCUCAUAUUGGAAGUGUAAAUGAUCUAGCAUUCUGCAACCCCAACAAGCAACUCUCUGUUAUUACUUGUGGUGAUGACAAGACCAUCAAGGUUUGGGAUGUGGCUACUGGUGCAAAACUGUAUACAUUUGAAGGUCAUGAUGCUUCUGUACAUUCUAUAUGCCCUCACUCUAGGGAAAACGUUCAUUUUAUCUUUUCAACAUCAGUGGAUGGAAAAAUAAAGGCAUGGUUAUAUGAUUCAAUGGGAUCCAGGGUUGAUUAUGAUGCUCCUGGUCACUCAUGCACCACAAUGGCCUACAGUUCUGAUGGGAAAAGGCUAUUUUCAUGUGGGACAAGUCAAGAGGGAGAGUCGCACAUGGUGGAAUGGAAUGAAAAUGAAGGUUCCAUAAAAAGAACAUAUCAAGGGUUUCAUAAACGUUCUUUGGGAGUUGUUCAAUUUGACACUAGCAAGAACAGGUUCAUAGCUGUUGGUGAUGAUUACUCAAUCAAAUUUUGGGAUAUGGAUAAUCCCAAUAUCUUGACAGCCAUUGAUGCUGAGGGAGGACUACCAGCAAGUCCACGAAUCCGAUUCAACAAGGAAGGCACUUUAUUGGCAGUUUCUGCAAAUGAUCAUAGAAUCAAAAUCUUGGCAACUAUUGACGGGCUACAUUUGAUGCGCACAUUCGAAGGCCAUUCUCUUAUUGCUUCUAGACUUGGAAUAGCAUCCGACACUUUAACAAAGAAUGUUGAUACUAGAAACUUGGAUGAUGUAAAAGCAAGAUUACCUGAAGAACCAAACCCAGCAAAGACAUGGAAGCUCAUUGAGAUUAAUGAUCCUUCCCGGCUUCGGUUGCUGAGGCUCUCAGCUCGUGUUAAACCAGAUAAGAUUGCAAGGUUGAUCUACACAAAUUCAGGCUCUGCCAUCUUGGCACUGGCGUUGAAUGGCAUUCACCUACUUUGGAAGUGGACGCGAACAGACCCCAAUUUAAUUGGGAAGGUGACAACCAAGAUUAACCCUCAACUGUUGCAACCAUCUUCUGGCACAUUAAUGACCAAUGAUCUAACAGAUGCUAAAUCAGAAGAGGCUGUGCCCUGCUUCGCUUUGUCUAAGAAUGAUUCCUACAUUAUGUCAGCAUCUGGAGGGAAAAUUUCCUUGUUCAACACCAUGACAUUUAAGACAAUGACAACAUUCAUGUCUCCGCCACCUGCGGCAACAUAUCUUGCUUUCCAUCCUCAAGAUAAUAAUAUAAUUGCAGUAGGCAUGGAUGAUUCCACAAUACACAUUUAUAAUGUUCGCGUGGAUGAGAUUAAGUGCAAGCUUAAGGGCCACUCUAAGAGAAUUACUGGCCUUGCCUUCACCCAUGUGCUGAAUGUGCUUGUUUCCUCUGGGGCUGAUGCUCAGAUUAUUGUGUGGAGCUCUGACAAUUGGGAAAGACAAAAGAACACUUCGGUGCAAAUUCCAGCAGGGAAGACGCCUGCGGCAAUGUCAAACACCCAAGUUCAAUUUCACCAGGACCAGAUCCACUUCCUUAUGGUACAUGAGACUCAGCUUGCCAUAUAUGAAACAACAAAGCUUGAAUGCAAAAAGCAGCGGAUUGUUGGAGAAUUUUCAGCACCAAUCUCUCAUGCAACAUUCUCAUGUGAUAGCCAGCUAGUGUAUGGUAGCUUCUUGGAUGGAAUUCUGCGCAUAUUUACUGCAUCCAAUCUUGAAGUGCGGUGUCAAAUUAACCCUUGCUCUUAUUUUCAAUCAGAUAUUGUCAGUUCUACAGUAUACCCGCUUGUGAUAGCUGCAAAUCCCCAAGAACCUUACCAAUUUGCCAUAGGACUAACAGAUGGAGGUGUUAUAGUCUUUGAGCCUCUUGAGUUUGAGGGCAAAUGGGGUGUGUCCCCAGCUGUUGAAAAUGGGCCAGCAACCGCAAGUGGCAUUCCUCCUCCCAACCCUCCAAUCAUUGCCCUCGAUCAACCCCAGAGCUUGGAAUAAACAAACCAUUCUCCCUGUUUGCUUGUAUAAAUAUCAACUUCUAUGUAUAUUUAAAUUAGGAUUAGGAUUUAAACUUAAUUAGCUUAAAUUCAAAGUUCGUUUCAGGAAUGAGUUAAAUUUAAUGUUCAUUUCA
Hevea brasiliensis (rubber tree) is the source of this 3607-nucleotide messenger RNA. Its product is annotated as topless-related protein 1. Lineage: Eukaryota; Viridiplantae; Streptophyta; Magnoliopsida; Malpighiales; Euphorbiaceae. The record is from RefSeq and is a predicted model, not a curated record. The coding region runs from base 187 to 3474 and encodes 1095 amino acids. Gene Ontology annotation, molecular function: protein binding. Gene Ontology annotation, biological process: regulation of DNA-templated transcription. The transcript has 25 exons.